GCCCUAAUCCCGAGUUGUUCACUCGCCGAGCAAGCGCCGAAGUGCAGAGAGAGAGGGCCCCGCACAUCGAUCGAUCGAUCGUGGUUCCGGUGAAGUGCAGCUCGUGAUUUGGUGCCCUUGUUCUGCGUUCCGGAGCAGCUAUUUUUGUUGUUUUUUUUUUUGUUUUUUUGUUUUUAUAAAAUUUUAGGGCAAUUGGCGGAGAGCAAUGGGGAUUCGGGAGGAUGCCGCUCAGUCUCGCAUGAAGAAGAAGGUGGAAGAAGCCCUUCGCAGCAAGAUGAAAGCGCAAGCGCUUAAAGAGUGCGACCCUCUCGUCGCCAAGUUCGCGGAAUGUGCCAAAGGGAGGUUAUUUUCUGUUGUUUGGGCGUGUCGUGCUCAAUCGAAAGAAACUAAUGCUUGUCUUCAUAGAUAUACCAACGAUGAAGCGUUUGAAAAGUACAAGAAGCAAUAUGAGGAACAAGCCCUACAGAAGUUGUGAAACAAGCAAAUGUUUAGACGUAAAUACUAUGUAGGCAUUAAAUUUCUAGUGUGAGAAAGACAUUGUAUGUGUCACCUCUUUUAUGAUUCUAGCUGCAAGGAGGCAACCCGUUGCUUUCUGCACCUUGUAGGCCAUCCUUUUCAAUGUUUCUUCACACCCAGUUUUUGGACAAGCGCAAUCCCAAGAUUCGUGGACUACUAGACUGGAAAUUUGAUCUACCGAAAGAGAGUAGCGUUCGUAGGUUUUCAACUGAAGCCUUGUUAAUUUGACUUUUAGUGAAGCCAAUUCAGGCAAUGAUUCUUCAACAAUGCAAAUUCAAGCACCAAUGUUGAGGAAUCAUUGGAGAAUGAACAAUUUCAUUUGCAUUGUUGUUUUGUGAGCCAACUUUGACAAUGGAUAGUUUGCAUGUCUAAAGUGGGCAAUCCAUUUCAGACUA
Messenger RNA from Physcomitrium patens, 911 nucleotides. RefSeq lists its product as uncharacterized. Gene Ontology annotation, cellular component: mitochondrion. The record is from RefSeq and is a predicted model, not a curated record. Lineage: Eukaryota; Viridiplantae; Streptophyta; Bryopsida; Funariales; Funariaceae.